AUGUACCGGUUGAGAAAUGCUCCUCGCUGUUGGGCCGUCAUUCAGCCGUUGCUGUGUGCUGUUUACAUGCCAAAAUGUGAGAAUGGAAAGGUCGAAUUGCCCAGCCAGCACCUGUGCCAAGCUACACGCAAACCUUGCAGUAUUGUGGAGCGGGAGAGGGGCUGGCCCAACUUCCUCAAGUGUGAAAACAAGGAGCAGUUCCCUAAGGGUUGCCAGAAUGAGGUCCAGAAGAUCAAAUUCAACACUUCAGGACAGUGUGAGGCUCCCUUGGUCAAAACAGACAUCCAGGCAAGUUGGUACAAGGACGUGGAAGGUUGUGGGAUCCAGUGCAACAAUCCCCUGUUCACAGAAGAUGAGCACUCGGACAUGCAUAACUACAUUGCCAUCUUCGGCUCCAUCACUCUCCUAUGUACAUUCUUUACGCUGGCCACAUUUCUCGCCGACUGGAAGAAUUCCAACCGUUACCCCGCUGUGAUCCUGUUUUACGUCAAUGUAUGUUUCUUUAUCGGAAGUAUUGGAUGGCUCGCUCAGUUCAUGGAUGGAGCCCGCAAGGAGAUUGUGUGCAAAAGCGACGACACUAUGCGGCUUGGAGAGCCAUCAUCCACCGAGACGCUGUCAUGCGUGAUUAUCUUCGUCAUUGUGUAUUAUUCUCUAAUGUCUGGAGUUAUUUGGUUUGUUAUGCUCACUUAUGCCUGGCACACAUCGUUUAAAGCCUUGGGAACCACCCAUCUGCCUCUGUCUGGAAAAACAUCCUAUUUUCACCUGGUCACAUGGUCUAUUCCUUUCAUACUGACAGUUGCUAUACUGGCCAUUGCAGAGGUGGAUGGAGAUUCAGUUAGCGGCAUUUGCUUUGUUGGUUAUAAGAACUACAGAUACCGUGCAGGGUUUGUUCUGGCUCCUAUCGGGGUGGUCCUUGUCGUUGGCGGCUAUUUCCUGAUACGAGGGGUUAUGACAUUGUUUUCCAUUAAAAGUAACCAUCCGGGGCUGCUCAGUGAAAAAGCUGCUAGUAAAAUCAAUGAAACCAUGCUGAGGCUUGGUAUAUUUGGAUUCUUAGCCUUUGGUUUUGUUUUCAUCACAUUCGGCUGCCAUUUCUAUGACUUUUUCAACCAAGCUGAGUGGGAAAAAAGCUUCAGGGAAUAUGUACUAUGUGAGGCUAAUGUCACCAUAGCUCAUCAGACCAACAAGCCGAUCCCAGAGUGUGCCAUCAAGAACAGGCCUAGUCUGCUGGUGGAGAAGAUCAACCUCUUCUCAAUGUUCGGUACAGGCAUUGCAAUGAGCACAUGGGUCUGGACGAAGGCCACCAUCCUUAUUUGGAAACGCACCUGGUUCAGAAUCAUUGGAAGAAGUGACGAUGAGCCGAAACGCAUUAAGAAGAGUAAAAUGAUUGCCAAGGCAUUCUCAAAGCGAAAAGAACUGCAGAAGGAUCCAGAGAAAGAGCUGUCCUUCAGCAUGCACACCGUUUCUCAUGAGGGACCUGUGGCGGGUAUCAACUUUGACCUGAAUGAGCCAUCAAUGGAAAUGUCUUCUGCGUGGGCCCAACAUGUGACCAAGAUGGUGGCUAGAAGAGGGGCAAUUUUACCACAGGAUAUCUCAGUGACGCCCACCGGAACACCUGUUCCGCCUCCAGAGGAAAGAAACAAACUUUGGAUGGUUGAAGCAGAAAUUUCUCCUGAAAUGAUGAAAAGAAAGAAGAAGAAGAAAAAGAGAAGGAAGGAAAUACGGCCAACGGGUCCUGCAGCGGACGAAGGGAAGACUGCCUACCACCGGAAGGAGUUUGGCCCCAGCUCAGUCCCCCGUCUCCCAAAACUUCCAGGUCACCAGAGUCUGGUGGCUAACCUGUGGGAGCAGCAGCGACAGCGGCAGGAGGAACAGGAUAUGCUACCUGGAGCCUUCCCUGAAUUCAGGCCUUCAUGUCCUCUUCCUUACCAGGAGAGAUAUGGUGGUUUGGGAUAUUUAUGCAAUAAACCCUCCAGCCUCCCCCUUGCCAGUCCCCUGACGCUAAGAGAUAGCAUGCAAGAUGAUUCAGAUGGCUUCCAGCAAUCAUCAUGGAAACCUAAUGGGGUUUUCCGGCACCUUGGGAAGGAAGCUUCCGUGAUGGGUGCUGGCAGGACUGCCGUUGUGCCACGGGUCGAUGGCAGGAGGGGUGUACCAAUACACUCCAGAACAAAUCUUAUGGAGGCUGAGCUACUGGAUGCUGACUCAGAUUUUUAAAUCUUUGGAGUUGUUGGUGCUCAUUUUGCGCUGUGAAAGGUGCUGCAUACUCAUGCCAAACAAUGAACCUGAAGCAGAAGUGGGUUCGAACUGCUGUGCCAGCUCUGCUUGUCUAAAGGAUAAUACGUUUUUAUGCGACUCUCAUGAUAAUGAGAAUUAUGAACUGGAUUUAUGAAACAUUAUUAAAGAGUCAUAAAAACAUUUGUGCCUUCGACAUGGAUUUUGUAACAUCCCACAUGUGAUUGUGGUGACAAUACAUAUUGUUCAGUUUGCUAGCUGGGCUAAUAUGACAUAAUUUUGAUUCCUUUCUUUGUUUGGAACAGGUUAGUGUGUAAAGGGGCUUUAUUUAAGAAUGCCACAUAAUUCGGAUCUUAGCUUAAAGGGGAAUUGUGUAAUUUCUGCAGCACUGGAGUUACCAAACGGAAUCACAAAAAUAAUGACUGUUUUCAAACAGGCCCGUCUGUCAUUGGUCAAUAAAAUAGGUAGCCCCACCCAGAACACAUGCCAUUGACUGAGCCAGUGUUGCUGUGUUGGCAUAAUCAAAAAUAGCCUUUUUUAAGAUCUCUUGAUCUGUAGAUGGCGCUGUAACCAAAUUUGUCUUUUGCCUUCAGAUCAUAGCACCGAUGAAGGGUACCAAGUUUUGUUUUGACAGAUCAAAGUAUUGCCAGGAUACAGCCUCUAAUCCAAUUUUGGGUCGACGUUGUUAACUUAAUGUUAAUGUCAUAUUAAAGGGAUCUCCAACCCUGCUCCUGGAGAGCUACUGUCCUGCAGACUUCCAGUC
This is a messenger RNA of Sinocyclocheilus grahami, 2992 nucleotides long. Its product is annotated as smoothened homolog. The record is from RefSeq and is a predicted model, not a curated record. Gene Ontology annotation, molecular function: patched binding; transmembrane signaling receptor activity. Lineage: Eukaryota; Metazoa; Chordata; Actinopteri; Cypriniformes; Cyprinidae. Gene Ontology annotation, cellular component: cilium; plasma membrane; dendrite. Gene Ontology annotation, biological process: smoothened signaling pathway; commissural neuron axon guidance; central nervous system development. The coding region runs from base 1 to 2211 and encodes 736 amino acids. The transcript is spliced from 12 exons.